This is a messenger RNA of Fusarium redolens, 1914 nucleotides long. Its product is annotated as histone acetyltransferases subunit 3-domain-containing protein. Gene Ontology annotation, molecular function: transcription coactivator activity. Gene Ontology annotation, cellular component: SAGA complex. The record is from RefSeq and is a predicted model, not a curated record. Lineage: Eukaryota; Fungi; Ascomycota; Sordariomycetes; Hypocreales; Nectriaceae. Gene Ontology annotation, biological process: regulation of transcription by RNA polymerase II. The transcript has 2 exons. Bases 1 to 1914 code for a protein of 637 amino acids.
AUGCCUCCAGGGCCGAGUCAGAAGGGGACGGGCAAGAAGAACUCAGCCAUACCAAAGCAGAGCCGCAACACCACGCCUGCUCCAGUCGCGACAGCUAGUUUACCACCGCAGGAGUUUUACGAUCCAGACUAUCUUAACACGAGAGUCAUCCUUUUUCGCAAUCUUACCUAUGAUGAUAUCGUCGAUCAAUCCGCCUCAAAUGCGACCAUUCCAGAUUCAAAGAGCCUUGAUGGCAUGAUUGAACGACUCAAGAGCUUAUCCAAUAUUAUGGAAAAGCGCUCGACGUUUUACGAUCGCGGGAUGAGGCACUUGGCAGAUGAGCGUAAAAAGCGACCAUCCGAAGAUUAUAGCAGUCGCGCCGAUGGUGAACAAGAAGGAAAACGACCAAAACAUAAAAGAAAGAAGCCCGAUUCACUUGCGCCGCAGGAAGGCAAUGUCGAACGUUCGUCACCGAUGCGAGACUCGAAAAACCGUAAACACGACCGCGAUCCGAGUUCGCCUUUGUCACCUACACAUGCUGGCUCACCAUCGGCCAUGGAUGUUGACAAGAAGGCCAAGACCGAAGAAAAAGAAGGAGAGGAAGGAGAGUCAAGCUCUGAAGACGAGGGUGCGCCUCCUCGUCGCGAACAACCCCAAGCUAUGACAUUCGGCGAAGAUCCUUCCACCUUCCCUGACCCCACCAUCUACGAAAUUCGAGCGACCUAUCCCGGAAUGCCCGAUGAAGAACGCAAAGAGAUCUACUCAGUUGCAACAUAUCCCCCGUCAGAUCUCGCCGAUCUUAUUGCGGGCGAUCCUCCUGACAAGGACUUCAGCAAUGCAAAGCCCAACAGUCAGAUCAACUUCUCUACGUUCUCGACGUACGUUGAGCCAUUCUUCCGACCAUUUUCCGAAGAGGAUCUAGCCUUCCUACGAGAACGAGGGGAUCGUGUGACACCCUUCGUCAUGCCUAAGCGCGGCAAGAGACACUAUACAGAGAUAUGGGCUGAGGAGGACGGCGCAAUGUCGAUCGAUACACCACAACAAGGGCGGGACAAGCUUCCUCCGAAUCAGCCACGAGGAAGCAUAGACAACAUGGACGAUGACGUCGGAGAGACAGACAAGCUUUCAGUAGGCCCUUGGUUGACCCGCUUAAUGCAAACGCUUCGACCUGAAGCCCGCGCGCAAUCUGCAGACGACAAGCCUACGACAAAUGGAACCACCAAUGGAGAUAUUAGCAUGAAUGGUGAUGCAGACGCCGAAGAUAAGCCUGCAUCCUCUGAUGACAAACCGAACCAGCAGCCGGCAGCUUUUAUGCCUGAAUCGUCAACAGAGGCCUGGAAGAAAGCUUCUCAUCCAAAAUUGGAAUAUUCACAGGUUGAUGAACGCAUCAAGCAGGAACUCCGACACAUUGGAUUCCUUCCUCUUGAUGGAUUCGAAGCAGAGUACGAUGGCCAUUUUGACGACGAGGUCGCAGCUAGAUUGAGACUUUUGCAAAAUCGUCUCAAGGAGCAGAUGCUGAUCAACGGUGCGCGCAAAGCUCGUCUCACGGACCUUGUACGAGAACGUAUGGCGUACCAGGAGUAUCAGACCAUCCUCGAGGAUCUUGACGGCCAAGUGCAAGCUGCAUACCUUAAGCGCACACGCACCAUGGGCAAGAGCAAGAAGACGAAGCGUCCCGGAGGUGCAGGUGGCGGUAGUCACUUUGUGGGCGGCGCUGCGGGUACCGCUCGUCCGGGCAUUGGCGAUCUUACGAAGACGCUCAUGGAGCGACGAAAGCGAUGGAUCGACACAAUUGGAUCAGUAUUUGAUGAUGAAAGCCUUCGCAAGGUUCCGAGAAUUACAGAUCCGGAGAGUUCGAUUUUCAAGCCGGCAGACAUGAGCGAACUGAUGAACAAAGAAAAAGAGCAAUGGGAUGAGGAAGUGGAGGAGGAUUAG